Molecule: messenger RNA, 642 nt
Organism: Vollenhovia emeryi
Lineage: Eukaryota; Metazoa; Arthropoda; Insecta; Hymenoptera; Formicidae
Product: proteoglycan 4-like
Exons: 1
Coding region: 1-642 (213 amino acids)
Source: RefSeq, a predicted model, not a curated record
AUGGAGCACGACAAGCGACGACCAAGUCGAAAACCCGACUCCCGGCUGGGGAAGCUGAGACAGCGGUUCGCCAAGGCCGUGGCAGCGCCACCGAGGAAGCCGCAACGGGUCCUCCCGCCGGAAGCAACCCCGCGCAAGAUUCCGGCCCCGACACCACCGAAGGCGCCCGCACCACCUCCGACUCCGGCCACACCAGGUCGACCCCCAGCCGUGGCCCGCAGCCGAACCACCCGCUCCCGCCAGGAACUCCUGUACGAGGAAGCGAUGCGGUCCAACCAGGCCAUGUGCGAGGAGCUGGAGGCGCUCUUCGGGUCCCUCUCCGACUUAGAGGACGAGCCGACACCCACCGACAGCGCGGUCCCCGAGGCUCCGGAGGCACCCCUCGUGGCCGCGAACGCAGUUCCGCCAACACCACCGCCGACACCCGGAGUCCCCUCCAGCACCGGAAACGAGGACCCUCCGGCCACCAGCGCGGGCUCACCCGGCAGCGGACCAUUCCAGGGGUACUCGACUCUCCCCGACGAGGAACUCCGGGCAAUCCCCUGGGAACGGAUCCGGCCAGGCCAGCGUUACCGGCACCGCACCCCCCUCCGUACGAUCGUCGUGAAACGGCUGCGAACCGGCGAAUUCCGUGUAAGAUAA